AGGAAGGAUGUGAUUAUCGGAGGAUGUCCUACAGUAGUACAUUGUGUGCCACUAGGAUCAGGAGGAGAAAUACAUUGUCCAUGUGGGCGAGGUACCAUUUGCAUUGUCAUAGUCAUAUUUACCCUCUAUUCACUGGCCACAUUUUUGACGAUGACUUAAUUAUUUUGUUGAAUAUUAUUAUAUAUUGUUGGCCCAUACGAUGUACAAGUAAAACGAAGAAAAGCCUAAUUUCUUUAUUUGUAAGUUGCCCGCCAUUUCUGAUGUAUAUAAAAUGUUAUGUUUUUAAAAUUCAGAUACACAAUAUUACUCUCUAAUAUUAUUAUGUAAUAAUAUUAUGUACUAUUUCAUGCCACUAAUAUCAGCAAUGUCUCUUAAAUCUGCUCUUGGGAAGCACCUGGUAAACGGUAUCUUGACUAACGGAGGCUUUAGUCAGAAAACAAUGUCACACCUGAAGUUAGCGGACGCUAUCCCGGGAACGGUGAAGUUUAACUUGACAGUAGAGAAGGGAGACUCCAAUAUAUACGACACUAUGCACGGUGGUCUGGGGGCUAGUCUGGUUGACUUGUGUUCUUCUGUCGCUAUUCUUUCCAAAUGCAAGAGAUGGGGAGUGAGCACUGACAUGCAAGUAUCCUACCUUAAAGGAGCCCCCGUUGGCAAAGACAUCACCAUAGUAGGGCAGUGUGACCGCGCAGGGAAAACCCUGGCGUUCAGCUCCUGUUUUAUAUACAACGAAAAGGGGGACCUGCUGCUGAAGGGACAACAUACUAAGUUCAUGGGAACUCCUCUUGUGGAGCUGGAGCUGGAUGAUUAGUUGGAUUGAUGGGACAUAUCUUAAUUAAGUAGUCGAGUUUUUUAUAAUUUCAGGAGCGCUGUGUUGCCAAUCAUAGGGGAACAGCUUUGUUUGUAUAAAAUAUCUAUUCUAAAGUUAUACGUCUUACUGAUGUUAUCGUUUCUGAUGCUUCUUGGGAAUUUUUUAUGUGAGUUCAGUUUUUAAUCAUGUAGUUGAAAUUUUUAGUACAUAUAUCGAUUUUUUAUCUUGGUCAGAUCUCUUGAUUUUCGUUAACUGCAAUUUUGCAGAAUAGUGGUUAGAAAGUAGGAAUUGCAGAGAGUAUUAUAGGGGUACCAGCUGGUGCAGAUGUAUUGGUCUCAAACUCUAGAUUAAUUAAAAGUAGAACCAAACUCAGUUUUUUUUUCAAAAGAGAGUAGGUACAUUUAGUAUAAAGGUAUAAUCUUAUAAUGAGACAAUUCUUUAUUGUUGAGCAACAAAAAUAAAAGACACAAAAAAAACUUAACUUUGAAAACAUCUCAUUGACAGACUUGUGAGCGUAAAAACGUGAACGUGAACUUUUAAAACAACAAUUUUGAUCGCUUGUGUUCAUGUUCACUAAAAAACCGCCCGAAAUCUGUCCGUGACAUGAAUAUUAUGUAGAGGGCAAAAGUUAAAUUAUCCCCUACCAUAACUCAUACAUAAAUACAUACAUUUACUUAAAUAAGGAUUCUAUCAUUCUCCUACAUGAAAUUGUUCAUAAUAAAUUGGUCGACCUUCAUCCUGCUCAAAGUUAAAUGUGUUUUAUUGUUAC
Bolinopsis microptera is the source of this 1580-nucleotide messenger RNA. RefSeq names its product acyl-coenzyme A thioesterase 13-like. Lineage: Eukaryota; Metazoa; Ctenophora; Tentaculata; Lobata; Bolinopsidae. The record is from RefSeq and is a predicted model, not a curated record. The coding region runs from base 335 to 811 and encodes 158 amino acids. The transcript is spliced from 3 exons. Gene Ontology annotation, molecular function: fatty acyl-CoA hydrolase activity.